Molecule: messenger RNA, 1704 nt
Organism: Vanderwaltozyma polyspora DSM 70294
Lineage: Eukaryota; Fungi; Ascomycota; Saccharomycetes; Saccharomycetales; Saccharomycetaceae
Gene: ARG2
Product: acetyl-CoA:L-glutamate N-acetyltransferase
Exons: 1
Coding region: 1-1704 (567 amino acids)
Biological process (GO): L-arginine biosynthetic process
Cellular component (GO): mitochondrial matrix
Molecular function (GO): arginine binding; L-glutamate N-acetyltransferase activity, acting on acetyl-CoA as donor
Source: RefSeq, a predicted model, not a curated record
AUGUGGAAACACUUACUUUCAGGAGGUUUAAAAGUUGAACAACAAAAUGCUUCUGCCAAAAAAUUAAUCCUUUCUGUUUUGAAUUCAACGGCAACCAAACGUGAAGCUAGAGAUUACCUUACAAAAUACACAAGAUCAGAUGAUUCAAAACAAUUGAAUCAUUGUCUUCUAUUAAUACGUCAUUUGAAUUCGUUAAGGCAACAUGAAAUAUCAGAAUUGACCAGUACAGUUAAAAAAUUAGGAAUGUUGGGCUUAAGGCCAAUUUUUGUGAUACCCCCAUCUCGUCACAUUGCUAAACAAGCUGAAAUAUUAGAUAUAAUCACUACUUUAGCAGGAUUCAGACCUUUACAAUUACAAAAUUCUUUAUCUCAAUCAAUUGACGGGACUUAUACUUCAAUUUUAUCUUCACAAAAUGCUAUUUUGAAUAAUCAUGAGUUAGAAGUAGUACCUAUUUUAAAACCUUAUGUUUACAGAGAAAAGGAUGCGUCUGAAUUUCUGACUAAUGAUUUUACAAAGUUUAUGCAAAACCUUUGUAAAGGUAAUAAUACUCAUAUUGAUAAAUUUUUCAUCCUAAAUAGAAUCGGAGGAAUACCUUCAAAUGAAAGAAAUGAAAACUCUCAUGUAUUUGUAAAUUUGUCACAAGAAUAUGAUUGUUUAAAAAAAGAUCUGAAAGGUCAAGUCGACCUAUUAAUUGAAAGAAGACCACGUACAGAGUCAUUAUUGCAUAAAUUAGAAUUGCAUUUAAAUGAGGAUGCAAUCAAUACCUUAGAAAAUCAAUUUAAAGAGCAUUUACAAGAUUUAGAAAUGAUGAAUGUAGUUUUAUCUAACCUAUCUUCUUCUGCCACUGGGUUAAUCACUACUAUUGAAUCGGCGGCAUCUUCAUCAGAAAAGAAAAAUCCGCUGAUUUAUAAUAUUUUAACCGAUCGAUCUCUAAUUUCCUCUUCACUACCAAGGUUCAAAAAGAUUAGACAUACUCCUCCUUCUGGAAGUAGACCAGCCAAGAAAUUUCAUAGAAUGACUUAUUUGGAAGACUACCAGCAACUAGAUAAGUCAUCACCUCCGGACUCCGCCCUAGUAACAACCGUUUUCAAAAAAGGUAUCGAUAUUAAGAUAUUCGACUAUCCAAAACUAACUCAAUUCAACUCUCUGUCAUUACCUGUAGAAUUCCGUGUUAAAGAUAGUCCUCAAACAAAUCCCUUACAUAAAAUCGAUCUUUCUAAAUUGAAAGGUUUAAUCGAUAGAAGUUUCAAAAGAUCCUUAAAUCUAAAUCAUUAUUUGCACCGUAUUAAUGGUAAUAUAGCAUCUAUAAUUGUAAUAGGAGAUUAUGAUGGCAUUGCUAUUUUAACAAACGAAGGACCCAACGAUAACCCGUUUGUCUAUCUCGAUAAAUUUGCAAUUUCUCCAGAAAUGAAGGGUUCUUUGUGUAUUUCAGAUAUCAUAUUCAAUUUAAUGGUCAAAAAAUUUCCAAAAGAGUUACUUUGGCGUAGCAGAAACGAUAACGUUGUUAAUAAAUGGUAUUUUCAAAGAAGUGUAGGUGUAUUGGAUUUAUCAAUAGAUUUGGGUGAUGGCAAUCAAACUAAAAGUAACUUUAACUUAUUCUAUUAUGGUGAACCUAAAUCUACAAACUAUGGAUUUCACAAUUUAGCACGAUUAAAAGAAUAUGCUAAACAUAUCAGAGACAUCCAUCCAAGUUGGGAUAAGUGA